GGAGGGUCGCGGCGGGGAUGAGCCGCCCCCUCUCCCCGGUCCCGGUGAGGUCCCGGUGAGGCCCCGGCGAGGCGGGAGCGGCCCGGUCCUCCAGGCUCCCGGCAUGCCCCGCUCGGGGCACAUGCUCGGUGCGUGGGGCCGGCCCGCGCUCCGCCCGGCCUCGUCAGCAGCGCGGGGCCUCCGGGACCGCCGGCACCGCCGACAUGGCCCCGCCGACAGGGAAUGUGGUGGACAGCCAGGCGCCGCGGCUGGUGGCCAGCCAGCUGCGCUGGGACCUGACGGCCGAGCAGAUCGAGGCCAUGGCCGCGGAGCUCACCGAGAGCACCAAGCUCGUGUACGACCGCGUGGGAGCGCAGGAGCGCGGGGAGGUCUCCUACGAGAACACCCUCAAAGCCCUGGCGGACGUGGAGGUGGAAUACACAGUCCGUAGGAACAUGCUGGACUUCCCCCAGCACGUGUCCCCCUGCAAGGCCAUCCGCGCCGCCAGCACCGAGGCCGACAAGAAGCUCUCGGAGUUCGACGUGGAGAUGAGCAUGAGGCAGGACGUGUACCAGAGGAUCGUGUGGCUCCAGGAGAAAGCAGAGAGCGCAGCCCUGAAGCCCGAGGCAAAGAGGUACCUGGAGAGGCUGAUCAAGCUGGGGAAGAGGAACGGGCUGCACCUCCCCGAGGAGACACAGGAGAAAAUCAAAGCCAUCAAGAAAAAGCUGAGCGUGCUGUGCAUAGACUUCAACAAGAACCUCAACGAGGACACCACCUUCCUGCCCUUCUCCAGAGAGGAGUUAGGGGGGCUCCCUGAGGAUUUCCUGAACUCGCUGGAGAAGACGGAGGACGGGAAGCUGAAGGUCACCCUCAAGUACCCGCACUACUUCCCCCUGCUGAAGAAAUGCUACGUGCCCGAGACCAGGAGGAAGGUGGAGGAGAUGUUCAACUCCAGGUGCAAAGAGGAGAACUGCCUGAUCCUGAAGGAGCUGGUGGACCUGAGGGCUCAGAAGGCAAAUCUGCUGGGCUUCAGCACCCACGCCGACUUCGUGCUGGAGAUGAACAUGGCCAAGAGCAGCCGCACGGUGGCCACGUUCCUUGAUGAGCUGGCCCAGAAGCUGAAGCCCCUGGGGGAGAAGGAGCGGGCUGUGAUCCUGGAUCUGAAGAGGAAGGAGUGCGAGAAGCGCGGGCUGGACUUCGACAACCGCAUCAACGCCUGGGACAUGCGCUACUACAUGAACCAGGUGGAGGAGACCAAGUACAGCGUGGACCAGAACCUGCUCAAGGAGUAUUUCCCCAUGCAGGUGGUCACCACGGGGCUCCUGGCCAUCUACCAGGAGCUGCUGGGCCUCACCUUCCACCUGGAGGAGAAGGCUCAGGUGUGGCACGAGGACGUGCAGCUCUACACCGUGAAGGACACGGCGUCCGGGGAGACCAUCGGGAAGUUCUACCUGGACCUGUACCCACGGGAAGGGAAGUACGGCCACGCCGCCUGCUUCGGCCUCCAGCCCGGCUGCCUCCUGCCGGACGCCACUCGCCAGAUCUCGGUGGCCGCCAUGGUCGCCAACUUCACCAAACCCACGCCGGACGCGCCUUCCCUGCUGCAGCACGACGAGGUGGAGACUUAUUUCCAUGAGUUUGGGCACGUCAUGCACCAGCUUUGCUCCCAGGCCGAGUUUGCCAUGUUCAGUGGCACACACGUGGAGCGGGAUUUCGUGGAGGCGCCGUCGCAGAUGUUGGAGAACUGGGUGUGGGAGAAGGAGCCGCUGCUGCGCAUGAGCCGCCACUACCGCACCGGCAGCGCCAUCCCCGACGAGCUGCUGGACAAACUGAUCCGCUCCCGGCAGGCCAACACCGGGCUCUUCAACCUGCGCCAGAUCGUCCUGGCCAAGGUGGACCAGGCUCUGCACACGCAGACCAAGGCCGACCCCGUGGAGGUGUUUGCCCGGCUCUGUGAGGAGGUGCUGGGUGUCCCCGCCACCCCAGGUACCAACAUGCCGGCCACCUUCGGCCACCUGGCGGGCGGCUACGACGCGCAGUACUACGGCUACCUGUGGAGCGAGGUGUACUCCAUGGACAUGUUCCACACCCGCUUCAAGCAGGAGGGCAUCAUGAACUGCAAGGUGGGCAUGGACUACAGGAGGUGCAUCCUGCGCCCCGGAGGCUCCGUGGACGCGUCGGACAUGCUGAGGAGGUUCCUGGGCAGGGAGCCCAAGCAGGACGCAUUCCUGGCCAGCAAGGGACUGAAGGUGGAGAGCAGCUCGGUGCCUUCAGCCUGAGGUGGCCCUUCCUGGCCACCCCCACCCGGCUGCUGUCACCAAACACCCCCCGGGCCACCCCUGCCUGGAGCUGCCCCUCGCGGGCUGUGGGAGCCUGGAAUGGUGACACAGAGGUGACGUGCCCCUGUCCCCUCGGGGCUGGGGGUGGCCCUCACCAUUUGGCUGAGCUUUGAACCUGAUUUCUGCACCAGGGUGAGUUUUGGCCUCGUUGGGAGCCGGGGAGGAGGGGGAGAGGAGUUCCCAAACUUGAAGCUUUGUUUUUAAAUCCCUUCUCUUUUAAGAAGCCUCGUUGUUUUUGUUGCUUGGUUUGUGCCCCAGCUGUCACCAGGGCAGGGACAGUCCCUCUCUCCCCAUCUUUGGGCAGCUCUUGGCUGUGCUGCAAAGAUGGGGAGAUCCCAGAGCUCCAAACCCAGAGGGAACUGACUGGGACCUCCUGCCCUGAGCCCCUCAGGGACCCUCCUGCCUGGCAGGGGACAGAGGUGGCCAGCGCAGGCGUUCCCAGGACAGGGACGUGGCCUCUGUGUGCUGCCAGAUGUCCCAGGGCCAUCUCGGGGCCACCCUGGGGCCACCCCAGGCCAGCCCGGGGCUCAAGGCCGUGGCAGCUGAGGCUGUUGCUGUUGCUGUCAGCUCCGAGCCGGGCUGGGACAGGGGAAGGUCGGUGUUUAUGACUGAAAACACGGAGCUGACAGCUUCAAACAACACAAAUCCCGGGAUAAAAAUACCCCUGGGCCUCGUGCCAGGCCUUGAGCUGGGCUGUGGCGCCACGGGCAGGGACAGCAGCCAGCCCGGGCUGUGCCACCUGCCCCGGGCUGUCCCCAGCGUGCCCCAGACCCUGCGUGGCACAGGCUGUGGUGGCACAACAGGGCAGAGGCUGGGUUUGGCUUGGGAAAGGUUUGGGGCGGCUUCCUCGGGGGCUGAGGAGCUCCAGAGGGUCUGAGGAGUUCCAGAGGGUCUGAGGAGCUCCAGGAGGGGCUGAGGAGCUCCAGAGGGGGCUGAGGAGUUCCAGGAGGGUCUGAGGAGCUCCAGGAAAGGCUGAGGAGUUCCAGGAGGGGCUCAGGAGCUCCAGGAGGGGCUGAGGAGCUCCAGAGGAUCUGAGGAGCUCCAGAGGGGCUGAGGAGCUCCAGGAGGGUCUGAGGAGCUCCGGGGGGAGCAGGGAUUUGUGUCCCACCCCUUCCAGCCUCGGGGGCACCGUGUGAGAUUUGAGGGCUGUGGGAUCCAUCCCUGCCACUCCGCCGUGGCUUGGGGACAUGAGUGACCACCACCACCCCAGCCACUGCAGGCUGUCCCCGUUCCCUCCCUUUGUCACCAGCUGGGAUGAGGCUCCCCCCUGGUGCAGACAAGGUCGCUGCUGCCACCUCCCUGCCCCCUGGACUGUCCCCUGUGCCACUUGGUGCUCACUGGGGCCACCUGGAGCAUCUUGUCCUUGUCCCCCCCAGCUCCGUGUCGGAGGCGUGGCCGGGCAGCCCCCGGGUGUUUUUAGUGUCCUGUUUUACUGAGCUUUCCUCGUUUUCUCCGACUCUUCUCUCCAGAGAGAGAGAAACGAAGCCCAGCAGGGAAACCACGCACUUUCCUCCCUCCUUCCCAGCCCACGGCUCCCUCUGUCCCCUCUCCAGCGUCCCCGGGACGUGGAGCUGCACCUCCCAUCCCCACCCCAGGCUGGCAGGGAAGAGAGCUCCUUUUUUGGGGGGUGGGUUUGGAUUUCGGGGUUGUUUUUUUUGGUUUUUUUUCCUGUUAACAGUUUUAAGGGCAAACUGGUGUGUGUGUGUGUGCCGUUCGUACUGGUCACGUCCCGCCCCGCUUGUUCCCAUGGCUGGAUUUUAGACGGUUCCCAGCACUAAUAAAAGUUUUCCUCCGCGGA
Messenger RNA from Prinia subflava (tawny-flanked prinia), 4116 nucleotides. RefSeq names its product thimet oligopeptidase 1 (gene THOP1). Bases 204 to 2258 code for a protein of 684 amino acids. The record is from RefSeq and is a predicted model, not a curated record. Gene Ontology annotation, biological process: proteolysis; peptide metabolic process. Gene Ontology annotation, molecular function: metalloendopeptidase activity. The transcript has 13 exons. Gene Ontology annotation, cellular component: mitochondrial intermembrane space. NCBI's taxonomy places the organism in Eukaryota, Metazoa, Chordata, Aves, Passeriformes, Cisticolidae.